GUUUUAAUAUAAAAUAACAAGGCAAUCAUUGAAUAAAAGAAAACCGGUUUAUCAUGGAACAUAACGUAUUUCUUUGGGAAUUUAAAAUUUUUAAUAAAAAAAAACUGAAAAUUCCAACUAAUUUUAUUUUGAAAUCUUCAAACCGUUAAACAAAUUUCCCCAUUAAAAUUUGGUACUUGGGCAUGCUGUCAGUUGCUGGCAAAUACUGUAGGUUUAUAUCAACCCUUCGUUUCUUCAUUCUCGGCUUUAUUGACACGAAAAAGAAGAAGAAAAAGUGUCGUCCGCUGUGGGUAAACAAAACAAUAGUUUCAUUAUUAAGAACAAAAACCAGUGCUUUAACGUUGCGUACAUAUCCAAGGAAAGAAAAUGUUAUCAUUUAAGCAACUUGUUUGCUCCGUGCUGUCGAUACUUUCCUUUAUGUCAGUGUUUUACUCCGUGGGAAAGCUGGGCAUUUUCUUGGCAACGCCCAACCCUGCUCAGCCGUCGACCCAAGGCUUUCCGAUGAAUCGCAGCGAAUUACGGGCAGCCCUGUUUCCAUUGUUUUUCAACACGAUUUGGGUAGUGCUGUUCGUGCUGCAGCACAGUGCCAUGCGGGCUGAGGUAGUGCAACGGGUCUGGAAAGCGAUUGGACUCGAGCUGGCCGAACGGAGUCUUUAUAACAUCGCUUCGUCAUACUGUUUAUUGCUGCUGUUAAAGAACUGGAAAUCUUCACCGACACAGUAUCGGCUUUGGUUUUUCGAUGUCGAAGAAAACAAGACGCUUUGGUGGCUGAUGGUAGGAUCGCACGUGCUGUGCUGGAUUGUUGUGUACGGCGGUACACUGAUGGUUGAUUUACCGGAACUGAUGGGAUUGAAGCACGUUUACUACGACAUCAACGAUCUGGCCCCUCCAAUGUCGUACAAGUCGCGUGAUCUGCAAGACUACUACAAGCGCUAUCGUCAUCCUUCCUUCGUUGCGCUCUCUGUAGUGCUGUGGUUCACCAAUGGCAUGACGGUUGAUCGCUUCCUGCUCGCCCUCGUUUGGAGUGUAUACAUGUACCUGGCCUGGAACACAACUCAGGCUGAUCUAAAGUAUCACCAGCUUCAGCUCGAACGUAAACGCGCCGAGUUGGUUCAUGUAACUAAAUAAUCCCGUAUUCUUCUCUUCCAUACCUCAAUGGCAGGAUAGAUGAUGGAACGUGUUCAAACUGACUGACUAAUUUAUUUUUCUUCAUAUUUUAAACAACCAACGAAUGCGUAUAUUUCAUUCAACUAAUAAACUAACCAAAGUAUUUGAUAAA
Anopheles funestus (African malaria mosquito) is the source of this 1279-nucleotide messenger RNA. Its product is annotated as nurim homolog. The transcript has 2 exons. NCBI's taxonomy places the organism in Eukaryota, Metazoa, Arthropoda, Insecta, Diptera, Culicidae. The coding region runs from base 367 to 1128 and encodes 253 amino acids. Gene Ontology annotation, cellular component: nuclear membrane. The record is from RefSeq and is a predicted model, not a curated record.